ACUGGGAAUUACAAUUCAACAUGAGAUUUGGGUGGGGACACAGAGCCAAACCAUAUCACAUGUCUAGUGGAAUAGCUUUGGACUAGGACCUCUAUUUUUCUGUAACAAUCCAUGUUACUUUAGCCAAUGAGUCUAAGCCAAUUAUAUCAGUGUAAUAUACAUCAAUUUUCUCAUCCAUAAAAUGGAGCCACCCAUUUAUUCUCUACUGCAUAUGAUGAUGAGAUGAAUGUGAGAUAACAUGCAAGAGAAUUCUUUGCAAAAUGCUAUAAAACUGUAAGAUAUUAUUAACCUGACAUGCUGUAAAAAUGUAUGACCAAAUGUUUGUAAAAUUAUUCCAUGUGAAAAUGACAAGGAAUUGUCUUUUAAGGUUGAUGGGGCUAGGCACCAUGGCUCACACCUGUAAUACCAGCACUUCGGGAGGCCAAAGCAGGAGGCUCACUUGAGGCCAGGAAUUCAAGACCAAACCUGGGUAACAUUGUAAGACCACAUCACUAUAAAAAAUUAAAAACUUAGCCAGGUGUGGUAGCGUGGCACCUGUAGACCUAGCUACUGGGGAGGCUGAGCUGGAAAGAUUGCUUGAGGCCAGAAGUUUGAGGCUGCAUUGAGUCAUAAUUGCACCACUGCACUCCAGCCUGGGUGACAGAGCAAGACCCUGUCCCUACAAACAAAUAAUAAUAAUAAUAAUAAAAGAUUGACGUAAGGUGACCAAUCAGGGAUAGUUAUAGUCCAGGGAUAGUCUAGAGCUGGUAUGAGAAUGAAUACAGAAAAAUGAUAAAAUUAUUAAAAUAAUGAGAUUUUUCAUAAAAAGGGAUAUUUUAGCUCAGACUGUCCAUUUCCUUUUCUUUUUUUUUCCUUUCCAACUUUUAUUUGAGGUUUGGGGGUACACACGCAGGUUUGUUUGGGAAAAUUGCAUGUCGCAGGGGUUAGGUGUACAGAUUAUUUCAUCACCCAGGUAAUAACCAUAGCACCUGAUACAUAGUUUUUUGAUCCUUACCCUCCUCCCGCCCUCCACCCUCAAGUAGGCCCUGGUCAGACUGUCCAUUUUCUAAUAUACCUUUGAAAGAGCUAUAAGAAUAAAGAUGUGCAUCUUUGCAAAGUUAAUAACCAGUCAAUAUACUUGUAUUUUUCUAUCAUUCUCUUUAUUACAUUUUAGCAGUAGUUUCUCUGCAUUUUAUUUAUUUUUUUUUUUUGGUGUUUAUAUUGUGUUUACUUACUUUUUUUUUUAGUUUUAUUUUUAACUGACACAUAAUAGUUAUACAUAUUAUCUAUGGGGUACAGUGUGAUAUUCCACUACAUGUAUACAUUGCAUAAUGAUCAACUCAGGGUAAUUAGCAUACUCAUCAUCUCAAGCAUUUUUCUUUUCUUUGUGGUGAGAACAUUCAAAAUUGUCUCUUCUAGCUGAUUUGAAAUAUACAACACAUUAUUGUUAAAUAUAUCAUUCUGCUGUGCCAUACAGCAGGUGUCCCCAACUACCGGGCUGCAAACUGGUACCAGCCUGUGGCCUGUUAGGAACUGAGCUGCACUGUAGGAGGUGAGUGUCAGCGAGCAUUCCCACCUGAGCUCUGCCCCUGUCAGAUCAGCAGCCGCAUUCGAUUCUCACAGGAGCACAAACCCUAUGGUGAACCGCACAUGGGAGGGAUCUAGGUUGCAUGCUCCUUCUGUGAACCUAACUAAUGCCGGAUGAUCUGAGAUGGAACAGUUUCAUCCUGAAACCAUCCCCCCUCAAAAUCCGUGGAAAAAUUGUCUUGCACAAAACAGGUCUUUGGUGCCAAAAAGGUUGAGACUACUGCGUUAGUGUACCAGAACUUAUUCCUCUCAUCUAACUAUAACCUAGUACCUACUAACCAACUUCUCCUACUCCUGCCACUCCUCCCCACCUUUCACCUGACUCUGCUAACCAGUAUUCUAGUCUCUACUUCUAUGUGAUCAACUUUUUAAAAUUCCACAUAUAAGUGAGAUCAUGUCGUAUUUGCCUUUUGUUUCUGGCUUUUCUUGCUUAACAUAAUGUCCUCCAGGUUCAUCCAUGUUGUUGCAAAUGACAGGAUUUCAUUCUUUUUGUUGAGGUCUUAUCCAAAAAAUCCUUGCCUGGACCAAUGUCAUGAAGUGUUUCCACUAUGUUUUUUUUCUAGCAGUUUCAUCAUCUCAGGUUUUACAUGGCAGUCUUUAUUUUGAGUUGAUGUUUGUUUGUUUGUUUGUUUGUUUGUUUGUUUUGAGACGGAGUCUUGCUCUGUUGCCCAGGCUGGAGUGCAGUGGUUUUAUCUCGGCUCACUGCAACCUCCGCAUCUCAGAUUCAGGUGAUUGUCCUGCCUCAGCCUCCCAAGUAGCUGGGAUUACAGGCGCCCACCACCACGCCCGGCUAAUUUUUGUGCUUUUAGUAGAGAUGGGGUUUCACCACAUUGGCCAGGCUGGUCUCAAACUCCUGACCUCAAGUGAUCUGCCUGCCUCGGCCUGCCAAAGUUCUGGGAUUACAGGCAUGAGCCACUGCAUCCGGCCUUGAGUUGAUUUUUGUAUAUGGUGAGAAAGAGGGGUCUAGUUUCAUUCUUCCACAUGUGGAUAUUCAGUUUUCCCAUCACCGUGAUUCUCUGCAUUUUAAAUUCUGUAAUCAUCCUGUGCCACUACCAUGGUGAAAACACAAAUAUUUAUAAUUCACUGAAUUCUCUGCCAGCCUGGAGGCUUUUGUCCUGGAAGUAUAUACUAAUUUUUUUUUGACAUUUUGGUAAUUGACUUUUGUCAAUACAAAUCUGUAAUUGAAGGAACAGUUCAGUCUAUCCACUGAAUUGUUCCUAGCCCGUCACUCAGUGACACUAGAUUGGAAAUACAGAAAGGCAUUUAAUUCUUUCUGCACUAGACUGGAAAUACAGAAAGGCAGUUAAUUCUUUCUGAGUCUUGAAACAUGAAAGUAAAUUAAAAAAAAAAACCUUUCAGUCUGGGAAUUGUGUUGAAAUCCAUAAACAUCUGAAACUUAGUGACUCAGAUUGUUAGUCACAGAGUCACUGGUUAGAAUCUGGAUGAAAUCCACUGUGGACAAAGGCCAGUAAUAAUGAUGAUGAUAUUUUGCUUUUCCAUAGUGCCGAACAAAACUCUUUACAAAUGUUACAAGUACAAAAGAAAGAGUAGCAAGACAUUUUUUCUGCAAGUGCUCAGGCUAAGUAAGACUCUUGCUAACUUUGAAGUAGUUUAUUUUUCCCUCUACAUAAAUACAAAAGAAAUGUAGUGGCAAAUAAUUGCAACAAAACCCAACUUAAGCAAAGGCCUCAUUAGUAUUCAAUUAGCAUAGUAACCCGUCUUUCCCGGUCUCUUGUUUGAAGCAGACUGGAUCCAAUGUGUAGUCUUGGAGUAAAGAAAAUAAUAUCUCCAGAGUAGGUCUUACAAAUAAAGCCAAGGCUACACUCAAUUGUGUUUUGUAUUAUUACACUUUCGUUAGUAAUUCACCUUCCACUGAAGAACACACAGAGGGUAGAUCUAAGUUUGUUCUCUUGCAAUAAUGUCAGACCUGAGGAAUAUCAGCAGUAAGCGCUGGGCAGUUUCAGAGAUAUCCUCCCACUAUCUCCCCUUCUGACCGGAACAGGAAUUGGAUAGCUUCAGAGCAAAAGAAUAAUGUGUCCAUGUGUUCCUCCAGAUCUCUGAGUCCUGGCAGUCGACCUCAACUCUCUUGGCCACCAUAAAGCAGUCAUUGAAAGGACACAGCUGCAGGAACUAGGGACUAAGCAGUAAAUAAAUCCACAGGGCUGGAGGCAGAAGUUACGUACAUGACCCUAAAACAAUACUCUGUGGUUAUGAACAAACUGAUUAGCAUCUGAGGGUCCUGUAGCAGCUUAUGCAAAAUUAAUUGGUGCCUCAGCCAGUGCUGAGUUUCUAAAGGAAAGAUGUCCACUUCAAAAACAAAAACAAAAAAAGGGGGGCCUCCUUAGUCAGCAGCAACUUUGCCUGGUGUCCUGGGGAGACGAUCAGCUAGAAUGGGAAUGGAGCUGUUUAUUCUCUUAGCUGUACAUGGAUUCUCUUCAGAUCAGAGCUGAUGUAUAACAGCCACUGGCAAUAUCCCAAGACAUGAUCCAGUGAUUGCCAGGUUAUGGGUUGCAUCUUAGAGUUAAGGUGAGAGGAGCUUGGGAAAGAGGUUGAGAGAUGUGGCUUGAGAGUGGGAGAGAUGGAGAAAGUAAAAGAAAUUGGACACUGAUCUACAUAGAGCAACACUUCCCUAAUUGGUUUUGGCUCCAACUCAGGCAGACUCAGCUUUAAAACCAGACUCCACCACCUACCACCUGAUUUUGACCACUCCACGUUUUGCAAAGAUCGGUUUUGCCUCAGAGUCAACAAACUCUUCAGAUUGGUUCCGGUGUGUCCUAUGUUUACAAGUCAGUGGAAAUUAAGCACAACACAUAUAAAUUGAAAAGUCAAAUAAGGAAAUGAAUUACCUCCCUUGACGGCUCUAAUUUUACUUGGCUAAAGCCAAUUUUUAGGUUGGCUUGGGCAGAAAAGUGAAAAGAGAAUGCUCCACUUUAACCGAUGUCAUCAUCUGAAAAAGAUAACACAGAAAUGUUUUUCUAGUAUACAUGUUAAAACGGAUAAACAUGCACAGCGAUUUCUUUCAAGAACCUUUGCACUUGCGGAAUUGAGGAAGUCAUGGUAUUCAACCCACUCUCUUGUUGGAGACAAAAAUAUUAUCCUGAUGGGACCUCCUGGUGCUGGGAAAACAACAGUAGGCAGAAUAAUAGGUCAGAAACUAGGUUGUUGUGUCAUAGAUGUGGAUGAUGAUAUCCUUGAAAAAACCUGGAAUAUGAGUGUGUCUGAAAAAUUACAGGAUGUUGGUAAUGAGCAAUUUUUAGAAGAGGAAGGAAAAGCUGUGUUAAACUUCUCUGCAUCUGGAAGUGUGAUUUCCCUUACUGGGUCCAAUCCAAUGCAUGAUGCUAGCAUGUGGCAUCUGAAGAAAAAUGGAAUAAUUGUAUACCUGGAUGUACCUCUACUAGAUCUAAUUUGUCGUCUAAAAUUAAUGAAGACAGAUAGGAUUGUAGGUCAGAAUUCUGGAACAUCUAUGAAAGACUUACUUAAAUUUAGAAGACAGUAUUAUAAGAAGUGGUAUGAUGCUCGUGUUUUCUGUGAAAGUGGGGCUUCCCCAGAGGAGGUAGCUGACAAAGUGCUGAAUGCAAUUAAAAGAUACCAAGAUGUGGACUCGGAAACAUUCAUUUCAACAAGACACGUUUGGCCUGAAGACUGUGAACAGAAGGUUUCAGCAAAAUUCUUUAGUGAAGCUGUAAUUGAGGGGUUGGCUUCUGAUGGUGGCCUCUUUGUUCCUGCAAAGGAGUUUCCAAAAUUAAGCUGCGGGGAGUGGAAAAGCCUAGUAGGAGCAACCUACGUAGAAAGAGCACAGAUACUGUUGGAAAGAUGUAUCCAUCCUGCAGACAUACCUGCUGCCAGGUUGGGAGAAAUGAUUGAAACUGCUUAUGGGGAAAACUUUGCCUGCUCAAAAAUUGCUCCUGUCAGGCACCUUUCAGGCAACCAGUUCAUCCUGGAGUUGUUUCAUGGACCAACAGGAUCAUUUAAAGAUUUGUCUUUACAGCUUAUGCCUCAUAUUUUUGCACACUGUAUCCCACCAAGUUGCAAUUAUAUGAUACUUGUAGCUACUUCAGGAGACACAGGGAGUGCAGUCUUAAAUGGUUUUAGUCGUCUAAAUAAGAAUGAUAAGCAAAGGAUAGCUGUGGUUGCAUUUUUUCCUGAGAAUGGAGUAAGUGAUUUUCAAAAAGCACAAAUAAUUGGCAGUCAGAGAGAAAAUGGAUGGGCAGUGGGUGUUGAGUCAGAUUUUGAUUUUUGCCAGACAGCUAUAAAAAGAAUUUUUAAUGAUUCUGAUUUUACUGGCUUUCUUACUGUGGAAUAUGGAACAAUCUUAAGUUCGGCUAACUCCAUAAACUGGGGCCGACUACUUCCGCAGGUAGUUUAUCAUGCUUCCGCAUAUCUUGAUCUUGUUAGUCAAGGAUUUAUUUCUUUUGGAAGCCCAGUCGAUGUCUGUAUUCCCACAGGAAACUUUGGUAACAUUUUAGCAGCAGUGUAUGCCAAAAUGAUGGGAAUCCCGAUUCGAAAAUUUAUCUGUGCCUCUAAUCAGAACCAUGUUUUGACUGAUUUUAUAAAAACAGGACAUUAUGAUCUAAGGGAAAGAAAACUAGCACAAACCUUUUCACCGUCAAUAGAUAUUCUCAAAUCUUCAAACCUAGAACGACAUUUACACUUGAUGGCUAAUAAAGAUGGACAGCUAAUGACAGAAUUAUUUAAUCGAUUAGAAAGUCAGCAUCAUUUCCAGAUAGAAAAGGCUCUAGUUGAGAAACUUCAGCAGGAUUUUGUAGCUGACUGGUGCUCUGAGGGAGAGUGCCUAGCAGCUAUUAACUCCACCUAUAAUACUUCAGGGUAUAUUUUGGAUCCACACACUGCUGUUGCAAAAGUGGUUGCAGAUAGGGUGCAAGACAAAACUUGCCCUGUGAUUAUCUCAUCUACAGCCCAUUACUCAAAGUUUGCACCUGCUAUCAUGCAGGCUUUAAAGAUUAAAGAAAUCAAUGAGACUUCAUCAAGUCAGCUCUAUUUGCUGGGUUCAUACAAUGCAUUACCUCCACUGCAUGAGGCUUUAUUAGAGAGAACAAAACAGCAAGAGAAGAUGGAGUACCAGGUCUGUGCAGCUGAUAUGAAUGUCUUGAAGAGUCAUGUGGAACAACUUGUCCAAAAUCAAUUCAUAUGAAAGCUUUCAGAGUAAAUUUUUUUUUCUAGCUAUAAGCAUGCAAUAAUAAAUCUCAAACACUGAUUUGGAGUACAGUAGCAUUUUGUCUUUUAUGUAAAUAUCUCUAUAUCUGUUUGGAAUUUCAAAAGUCUGAUCUCUAGGGCUGACAUGAGAACUCCAUGUCACCUCCUCAGAUCUUUAAUCUGGAAGUGACAAAAGGUAACACAGUGCACGGACCUUUGAGCUAUCAUACUUUUGCCUUCUGCUCAUGAGGGGUGUAUCAAUUUCCACUCCCACACCCUCACUGUUAUGUGGACCAAAAUGUCUGGUAUACUAUUUGGCGAUUAAAAUAUUUAAGCCCAGUUUUCAGGUACUACAUCUGUAACUAGUGAAUACUCUGUUGAUUAGAAAGUUAAUUUACCACUCAAAAUGGCUAACUUGAAUGGAGGAAGUAGUAAACUCUUCUAUUAGGAUUUGGGCCAGUGUUUUUUGUUUGUUUUUUGGUGCAGUUUCAGCUCACUGCAACCUCCGCCUCCCAGGUUCAAGUGAUUCUCCUGCCUCAGCCUCCCAGGUAGCUGGGAUUACAGGCAUGCAACACCACACAUGGCUAAUUUUUUUAUUUUUAAUAGAGAUGAGGUUUCGCCAUGUUUUCCAGGCUGAUCUUGAACCUCUGACCUCAGGUGAUCCAUCCACCUCGGCCUCCCAAAGUGCUAGGAUUACAGGCGUGAGCCUCUGCACCUGGCUAGGGCCAGUGUUUUUAACCCUCCUCAAAUUCCAUUUUGGACUACAACUAAUGUGUAUCUCACACUGUCCAAAUUAAAGAUGUACUCUGUCCUUCACUCUCCUUUGGAUGUGUACGGUUAGGGUGACGAUGUUUGAAAAUCAACACAUAACUGAAAUCCAGGAUGAAACAGUAAGCAGAACUACUUAGAAGUGAAUACAGAAAUGAUCUAUUUCAAGAGGAAGGUUUUCCAAAAUUAAGAGUACUUGAGUAGUCUCAAUAGGAGUGUAUUUGUAGACAGCAGUUUCCCUAUAUUAUUUGGAGUCAAUUCUUACGUAAUUUGUUGUUUAUUUCUUCAGUGAACAUUGUCUUUUUCUGGCAGCUGAAACUGCACACAACUGAUACACAUAUUUAAUUUGUAUUCCUUUGUAGUAAUACAUUUUAACCAUGAUUUAUGUUUGUGAAUUUACUGGAUGUUUUCUUUCUGAAUUAAAGAUUGUCAAGACCAA
Messenger RNA from Homo sapiens (human), 7927 nucleotides. RefSeq names its product threonine synthase like 1 (gene THNSL1). The record is from RefSeq and is a predicted model, not a curated record. The transcript has 4 exons. The coding region runs from base 4487 to 6718 and encodes 743 amino acids. Lineage: Eukaryota; Metazoa; Chordata; Mammalia; Primates; Hominidae.